Oryctolagus cuniculus (rabbit) is the source of this 1063-nucleotide messenger RNA. RefSeq names its product calcyclin binding protein (gene CACYBP). The record is from RefSeq and is a predicted model, not a curated record. Gene Ontology annotation, biological process: heart development. Gene Ontology annotation, cellular component: nucleus. NCBI's taxonomy places the organism in Eukaryota, Metazoa, Chordata, Mammalia, Lagomorpha, Leporidae. Gene Ontology annotation, molecular function: tubulin binding; S100 protein binding; ubiquitin protein ligase binding.
GGAGCUGCGCGAGGCGGGCGGGCGGGCUCGCGAAGGUUCCAGAGGCUCCGCGUGCGGGAGCGGGCGGCGCACGGUCGGGUGUACGCGGGCCGCGGGUCCGUGCGCGGGGUGAGCGCGCUCGGGCGGCGUUUCCUGUUCCCGGCGCUCGCGCGGCUGCAGCUCGGGCCUCGGCCUGCCCGCGCCGGACCAUGGCUUCGGCUGUGGACGAGCUACAGAAGGAUCUAGAAGAGGUGAAGGCGUUGCUGGAAAAGACUACUAGGAAAAGAAUCCAUGAUGCCCUUACAGCAGAGAAAUCCAAGAUUGAGACAGAGAUCAAGAACAAGGUGCAGCAGAAGCCACAGAGCAAAACAGAACUUGACAAUGAAAAGCCGGCUGCUGUGGUUGCUCCCAUUACAACGGGCUAUACAGUGAAGAUCAGUAAUUACGGAUGGGAUCAGUCAGAUAAGUUUGUGAAAAUCUACAUUACUCUACCUGGAGUUCAUCACGUUCCCACGGAGAGUGUGCAGGUGCAUUUCACAGAGCGGUCAUUUGAUCUUUUGGUAAAGAACUUAAAUGGCAAGAAUUACUCCAUGAUUGUGAACAAUCUGUUGAAACCUAUCUCUGUGGAAGGCAGUUCAAAAAAAGUCAAGACGGACACAGUUCUGAUCUUAUGUAGGAAAAAAGCAGAGAACACCCGAUGGGACUACCUGACCCAGGUUGAAAAAGAGUGCAAAGAAAAAGAAAAGCCCUCCUACGACACAGAAGCAGACCCUAGUGAGGGACUGAUGAAUGUGCUGAAGAAAAUCUACGAAGAUGGAGAUGACGACAUGAAGCGAACUAUUAAUAAAGCCUGGGUGGAAUCGAGAGAGAAGCAAGCCAAAGGAGACACGGAAUUUUGAGACUCGAGUCCUGUUGGAACUGUGGUGUGGAAGUACCGACCUUUCCAACAAGGGGAUGUCGCUGCGCUGCGGAUGUAACUCGACAGAUAACUACUCACAUACCCUGUAAGGAGAGGCAGUGAUUCUCCAUCUCCUGCUGGAGGAUGUAUUUAAAUAAAAUGUGCUCAUUAAACGCUUCCUCUAAA